Messenger RNA from Tympanuchus pallidicinctus (lesser prairie-chicken), 2755 nucleotides. Its product is annotated as nascent polypeptide-associated complex subunit alpha, muscle-specific form-like. The transcript has 9 exons. Bases 1 to 2658 code for a protein of 885 amino acids. Lineage: Eukaryota; Metazoa; Chordata; Aves; Galliformes; Phasianidae. The record is from RefSeq and is a predicted model, not a curated record.
AUGGGGCGGGCGCUCCGCGCAGGGUUCUUCCUGUCCGCGGUCUCGCCGUCAUUGCGUCAUCACCGCGCGCGUCCCGCAUGGCCCCGUCCCGGCUGCCUGCGGCGCCGCCCCGCUCCGCGCCGUGCGCCCGCUCCGCUUCCGGUGCCCGGGAGGUUCGGGCCCCGGCUGGAGCUGCGGGAGGACGAUGUGGAGGGCGGAGACGCGGGGGACCGCAGCGAGGCCGAGCCCGCUCCGCCCCGCUCCGUGCGGGCCUCUUCCUGGGAAGAGGAAGGUGUGGGAGUCCUGGGGGGACGCAGAAUGUCAGCAUCAGCGGCAGGAUCGGCUGCUUCCUCCUCUGCUCCUGACGCCAUGCGCUGGUUUCCUUUGAGAAGCACCCCAGAAGCCAGAGCCCAUUGUCACACCUGUGGGUUCCACAGGCCGCGCAGACAUGGGAUGAUGGCGCUGAUGCUCCUUAUCCCGAGGAUUGGGUGGAUACUGCUUUUGUGCCUCAGGGGAAACCCAGAGUGGGAAAGCAGCCCUGGCCACUCUUUGGAGGAGAGAACCUCUACGUUUGCCGUUUGGACCAUGUCUUUCCCCGACCUGCCACCAGUCCUCAAAGGUCUUCUCGGUGAAGUACCAAAGCGGAGUCCUGUUGCUGAGCCUGGACAGGAUGCCAGAGGUCCUGAGAUAUGGAAAGAGACAUCGAGAACUGGAAGAUAUUCUCAGAGGCUCUCCCAUGUCCUGAAGAAAAUCAUGAAGGAGAAGGCAGCACAGGAGGCAGACGGAAAGCCUGAGCACAGGGAUGCAUUUCAGGCAGGCAGCCGUCGCACAGCGCACGUCCCUCUGGGAGAAACAGAGGCCAAGCACACGACUGGCGCUCCAGUGCUGUUAGAGCCCCAGGAAGCCCAGUACAACUGGAUCCGUGGUUUUUUUCUGAAGAAUCCAGGUGUGGAUGACGAAGGACGUGCAAACGCCGAGCAAGUUAAAGAUGCACAGAAGUUGUACCUGGAACUUGCCGCAUCUGUGCCGGUUUCCCUGUUGCUAGCGAUGAUUCUGUGCUGCGUUCUUUUCUGGUGGUGCAGGAAGAGGAAGCAGCGCCUCGCUGCAGCUGACGGAGCGCGGGACGAUAGCAGCAGCUACAGCUCGCCGUCAGAGGAGGAGUCUGCUGACCUCGAGUGGCCCGACAGACGGACAAACCACCAACCAUCUGUGCGGGAACAACCUGCCCACCAGCCGCAGGGCACCAGCAGAGCGGCCCCUGUCAGGCUGAACAGCCGCCGGGCUCAGCUACCCCCGCCUCGACCCCCGCGGCCCCCCAGCCCGGGCUCUGCAUCGCGGGGGAUCAGCGACAGGCCCAGAAGCCCCCGGCCCCAGCGGGCAUCAACACCACCCCCUCGUCCUCCUCCACCAUCCUUCAAGGGACGGAAGGAACCAGCCGGGGGUGCAGGCUUGCGGUCAUCGGCCAGCACCAAACCGAUUGCUCCCCAGCAGCUGAGCAACAGACCCAGCAGCCCCCGGCCGCAGCGGGCAUCAACGCCGCCCCCUCGUCCUCCUCCACCAUCCAUCAAGGGACGGAAGGAACCAGCCGGGGGUGCAGGCUUGUGGUCAUCGGUCAGCACCAAACCGGUUGCUCCCCAGCAGAUGAGAAACAGACCCAGCAGCCCCCGGCCACAGCGGGCAUCAACACCACCCCCUCGUCCUCCUCCACCAUCCAUCAAGGGACGGAAGGAACCAGCUGGGGGUGGAGGCUUGCGGUCAUUGGCCAGCACCAAACCGAUUGCUCCCCAGCAGCUGAGCGACAGGCCCAGCAGCCCCCGGCCGCAGCGGGCAUCAACACCGCCCCCCCAUCCCCCACCACCAUCCUUCAAGGAACGGGAGCAGUCUCCUCAGCAUGUCGGCUCGGGGGCAUCGUCCAGCACCUGGAUAACCGCUGCCUCGGAGGAGCCUGAGAGACCCGGCAGCCCCCAACCCCCCCCGGCACCACCUCUGCCCCCCUCCUUCUCUCCAUCAUCCUUUAGGAGGUGGGAGCAGCGCCCCCAGGUUCUCAGCUCGGGGGCAUCAUCACACCCCUGGAAAACCACUGCCAGGGGGAAACAGACCAGGCCCGGCAGCCCCCAGCCCCCCCCAGCGCCGCCUCUGCCAUCCCCGUUCCCUCCAUCACCUGUCAGGGAAUGGAAGCGAUCCGCGCAGCGUGCCGACUUGGGGAAACGGUCCGACAGGACAGCCGCUGCCAGGGGGAAGCAGGACCGGCCCAGCAGCCCCCGGCCUCCCCGGGCGCCGUCACCAGCCUCCCGUUCCCCUCUGCGAUCCUUCAGGGGACGGAAGUGGCCCCCCCAGGCCUCCUCGCUGCCCUCCCCCUCCUCUCCACCAUCCUUCAGGAGGUGGGAGCAGCCCCGCCAGGGUCUUGGCCUGGGGCAAUUACCCAGCAGACCGACAACUGCGGCCUGGGGGAAGCGUGAGCAGUUCAGCAGCCCACAGCCGCCCCGAGCACCAUUCUCUCCCUCCCCUCAAGCAUCUUUCAGGCGGUGGGAGUGGCCCCCCCGGGGCGUCAGCUCAGGGGCUUCAUUGGAUAACUGGAAGACCACUGCCAGGGGGAAACAGACCUCGGCCAGCAGCCCCCAGCACCCCGCAGCACUACAUCUGCCCUUCCGCUCCCCUCCACUCUCCAUCGGGAGGUGAGAGCACCGCCAGCAUGCGGGUUUGGGACACCGUCGGACAUCUGCAGAACCGCUGCUGUCAUGUACCUGAGAUUACCAAUAAACAACAUAACACCACA